AUGUACUUCCUGCGCCUCACCAAGAUCAAGCCCGCCGUCGAGCAGGUCGCGGCGGCCGCUUGGAAUGGCACCACCAUCGGCGGCGAGGAGGCCCGCAAGGUCGACCGCGUACUCGACGUCCGCCAGGGCGAGCUGUGCUGGGUCGCCGGUACCGUCUACAUGGACAUGGCCCUUAAGCCCAACAUUCUCGAAGACGUGUCAAAAGAUCGCUGGCUGUCUGCGCCGAUCUCGACACAAAAAUACUACUCCGACGACGGCACCGACCAGGUCACCCUCGAGGACGAUUCGGGCCGCAUCCGCCUCGUCGGCGACAUCCUCAAGACGGUCCCGCUUGUGACAGGCUGCAUCAUUGCCGUCAUGGGUACAGAAAACACGAGCGGCGAGUUCGAGGUGCUGGACCUCAAGGUUCCCGAUCUACCGCCCCAGCCCGAGCGCUGGGCGCUCUCCGGCCGCAGCGCCAAGAGCAACGGCGAGCACAAGGAGGAGGACACGGAAAUGACAGACGGCGGCGACUCGCCCGGCAACAGCCACAAGCAAAUAGCCAUCGUCUCGGGCCUGUCGUUUUCCGGCGUCGAGGCCUCGGCCGGCGUCGAGGUCGGCCUACUGCUCGAGUACCUCCUCGGUGAGAGCCUCAGCGCCGGCAUGCAGGCGCAAGCCUCGCGCAUCAGCCGCCUCAUCAUCGCCGGCGACUCCAUAAGCACCGCGGCGGCGGCCGCGGCCGAGGAGGACAGCAAGAAGGCGGCGGCUUCGGGCAAAAAGUACGGCUACGACGCGAGCGCGUACAACGCGCUGCCGUCGCAGCUCUUUGACCAGUUCGUCAGCGAGCUGCUGCCCUCGCUGCCCGUCACGCUGCUGCCCGGCGCGCGCGACCCGGCCAAUGCGAGCUACCCGCAGCAGCCGCUGCACACGGCGCUGUUCCCGUCGGCGCGCGCCUUCAGCGCUGACCCCUCGGCCGCGGACGGCUCCGAUGCCGCGACGGGGUGGUUCGACAGCGUCACGAACCCCUGGGAGGGCGAGAUCGAGGGCUGGCGCGUGCUGGGAACGGGAGGCCAAAACGUGGACGACGUCUUCAAGUACGUCGACAGCGAUGACAGGCUGGGCAUGAUGGAGGCCAUGUGCCGGUGGCGGUGCUGCGCGCCGACCGCGCCGGACACACUGUGGAGCUACCCGUUCCAGGACGACGACCCGUUUGUGCUCAAGGCCUGCCCGCACCUGUACUUUGUCGGCAACCAGCCCGAGUUUGGCACGCGCCUGAUCCACGGGCCGGACGGGCAAAGCGUGCGCCUGGUAGCGGUGCCAUCGUUUUCUGCGUCCAAGGAGGUUGUACUGGUGGACAUGGAGACGCUGGAGGUGACAAAGGUCAAAAUCGAGAUGUCGUAG
This is a messenger RNA of Cordyceps fumosorosea ARSEF 2679, 1380 nucleotides long. Its product is annotated as DNA polymerase delta subunit 2. Gene Ontology annotation, molecular function: DNA binding. Lineage: Eukaryota; Fungi; Ascomycota; Sordariomycetes; Hypocreales; Cordycipitaceae. Bases 1 to 1380 code for a protein of 459 amino acids. Gene Ontology annotation, cellular component: delta DNA polymerase complex. The record is from RefSeq and is a predicted model, not a curated record. Gene Ontology annotation, biological process: DNA strand elongation involved in DNA replication; DNA replication. The transcript has 3 exons.